Lycium barbarum (goji berry) is the source of this 1884-nucleotide messenger RNA. RefSeq lists its product as uncharacterized. Lineage: Eukaryota; Viridiplantae; Streptophyta; Magnoliopsida; Solanales; Solanaceae. The transcript has 5 exons. The record is from RefSeq and is a predicted model, not a curated record. The coding region runs from base 1 to 1884 and encodes 627 amino acids. Gene Ontology annotation, molecular function: RNA-DNA hybrid ribonuclease activity; nucleic acid binding.
AUGAAGUGGUUUCAGGAUGAAGAUAGGAACACAAAAUUCUUUCAUGCUCAUGUCAAUGGAAAGACAAGAAAGCUGCAGUUACAGAGAAUUCAAGAUCAUACAGGUACAUGGCUGGACACUGAAGAGGAGAUUGCGCAGAAAGCAAUCAGAUUUUUCUCAGACCAAUUCAAAGAGGAAAAUAUCCCUACAGAUUUCUCUAUGCUAGAUAAGAUUCCUAAAAUGGUUACAAAAGAACAAAAUCAACAACUCUAUGAAAUGCCAGAUGAAGCAGAGGUGAAAACAACAGUUUUUGGUUUAAAUGGAGGCAGUGCAGGGGGUCCUGAUGGUUUCAAAGGAAGAUUUUUCCAAGCUUGUUGGGAAAUUUUUGCAAAUAACUUGGUGAACAUGGUGAGAUCUUUCUUCUGUGGGCAUGAACUCCCAAGCUUGAGUAACAUCACUAGCAAAGUUAUCUCAAGAAUAAUUCAUGAAAGGUUGAUAUAUCUGCUGCCUGAGAUCAUUUCACCUCAGCAAUCAGGAUUUGUUAAAGGCGAGAUUAUUGUAGAAAACAUUCUGUUGGCUCAGGAAAUUGUACAUAAUAUUAGGAUUAGAGGAAAGCCUGCAAAUGUUGUCAUUAAGCUUGACAUGACAAAGGCGUAUGACAGGGUAUCAUGGUUAUUUCUAACUAAAGUCCUGAGGAGAAUGGGGUUUGGUGAAUUUACUAUUGAUAUGGUGUUUAGAGUUAUCCCAAAUAAUUGGUAUGCCAUUCUGAUUAAUGGACAACCUCAUGGUUUUUUCAAAUCAUCUAAAGGAGUAAAGCAAGGAGAUCCACUGUCCCCUACUUUAUUCAUUUUGGCUAUAGAAUGUUUGUCUAGGGCUCUGAAUGCACUGCUUACUGAGGCUGAUUACAAGGAAUAUGGGAUGCCAAAAUGGAGUCCAUAUAUUCCUGAAAAGGAUUUUCCAUUCACAUAUUUGGGUGUACCAAUUUACUAUGGGAGAAGAAUGAACAUUCACUACAAGGAGAUAAUAGAAAAGAUUCAGAAUAGACUGAGCUCAUGGACUGGUAAGCUGUUAUCUAUUGGAGGAAGGAAAACACUGAUUAAACAUGUUUUACAUAGCAUGCAUAUACACCUACUAUCCGCUUGUGACCCUUCUAGUGUUGUACUUGCUCAGAUUCAUAGCUUGUUUGCUAAGUUCUUUUGGAGCAACUCUGUGGGAAACUCAAGUAAGCACUGGGCAACUUGGACAACCUUAUGUCAUCCACAAAAAGAAGGUGGCAUGGGGUUCAGAAGCCUACAAGAUAUAUCUAAAUCCCUCUUUGCUAAACUGUGGUGGAACAUGAGAACCAAACAAUCCUUAUGGAGAACUUUCAUGAGUAAUAAGUACUUAAAGAAGUUUCAUGCUGUGAUAGCCCCUAGCGGAUCAGGUACUUAUGUGUGGAAGAAGAUGAUUAAACACAGAGAUGAGAUGGAACAUGAGAUAUGGUGGAAGUUUCAACAAGAUUUUGAGUGUGAUCCCACAAUCAUCCUUGUAAAAGAAACUGCAGAAGUGGGGAAAUGGGAUGAACAGUUGCUAAGAAGAAUCCUUCCUGAGGAUCUAGCAGACCAUAUUGUGCAGCACAUUAAUCCACCAAAUGAAAAUGGCCAAGCAGAUAAGAGAUAUUCUCCAAAGAGAAGAGUAACACCAGUGAUUUGGAGAACUCCAGAUAUUGGAUGGAUAAAAGUCAAUACUGAUGGAACCUCAAGAGGAAGCCCGGGUAGGAGUUCAUGGGCCUUUUGUGUAAGGGAUGAAAGGGGAGAUGUGAUACAAGCACAGUCCAGAGAAAUAGAAGAUCUUCAAAGCACCAACACCGAGGCAGAGGCCCUGGCCAUUUUACAGGCUCUCGGGUAUUUAAAAGACAAUCAGUGA